AUGCCCAGCAGUAUACUCUACACCGCCGAGCUGCCCACGUUCGAGCGCACGACCGGCCAGCUGUCGCUCGCGUCGCACCACCUCGUCUCGACUCCCCACUCCUUCCUCGACCGGUUUCCCGCCGACUACGCCCUCCUGUUCGACGAGUCGCCCAGCAGGCCGUACCAGCAGCCGUCGCGCGACCCUGUCAGCGACCAGCCUCGCCGCAAGAGGCGACGCACCGCUCCCCCUCCCGCCGAGUCCGCCUCGCCCGCCGACUUUGUCCUCCAGCGCGACAAGCUCGACCGCCAGUCGACGACCGACAAAGAGUCGGCCGAGCACCACGCCAGCGUAUCGCUCGACUUGCGCGUCGCUAUCGAGGCGGUGCAGCAGGGCUGGGCAGAGCGCGCAGAGCACGAGGGCUGGGUCGGCGAGCGCGAGGCGGACCGGGUCGAGUGGCGAUCGCGCGAUGGAGGAGAUGAGCGCAACGAGUUAGACCUCGUCGGUAUCGCGGCGGCCGAGCGGGAGCGAGAGGCUGGCGAGGACCCUGUUCGGCUCGACCCGCCGCGAGCCGAGGUUUCCGUCCCGCAGCUGUUCGACCGGCUCGUCCUGAACGACUCGCCGACGGCGAGCGUCGUCGUCGAGCUCGGUAGGCGCGCCGCCGUCCAAGGACCUGUACCCGCUCCUCGAGCCGGACUACUCGUCCCGCCGUCGAGCGGCUUCCUCCUGUCGGACCUGUCGACCUGGUCGGCGCCAUCGUCUGGCAUCGCCAACGUCGGGCGCAGCAAAGGUGGCUGGGAUGUCGUCGUCAUCGACCCGCCAUGGCCAAACGCUUCCGCCGCACGGUCCUCGAGCUACGAGACGUUCGACGCGUACGACCUCUGGAAACUCGACCUACCGGCGCUUCUCGGCGACAAGCCCGCCGUCGUCGCCGUCUGGCUCACGAACCGGGUCAAGUUCCGCCGACUCGUCAAGGACAAGGUCUUCUCGUCUUGGCGCGUCAAGGGUGCGGCCGAGUGGUGGUGGGUCAAGGUCGCGUCCGCGACGGGCGAGCCCGUCUGGCCGCUCGACGCGACGCACAGAAGGUGCUACGAGGGUCUGCUCGUCGGCCACUACGUGCCCAAAGGCGUCAAGAACCUGGAGCUGCCGUCGAUCCCGCAGGGCAGGACGUUCCUCUCGACGCCGGUCGGCCACUCGCGCAAGCCGAUCAUUCUCGACCUCCUCCUCCCCUUCCUCGCGACGCCGACCCGCACGCCCAACGUCCUCGAGCUCUUUGCCCGCAUGACGCUCGCCGGGCCUCGCGCUUCCACUACGCCCAACGAGUUGACUGGCGACGCUCAGGACGACGAGUGCCGAGGGUUCUACCUCGCCGUCGGCAACGAGGCGGUCAAGUUCAACGUGCUCGAGCGUGCCGACGCCAUGGCUGCGUUCGUUACUCGCCGUGCCGUCUCGUCCUCGGUCCGCUCCCUCGCCACCACUUCAUCGCCACCUCCUAUCGCCUCGACCUCGGCAGCAGCAGCGACAGCAGCACAGCCACACCGUCCUCGACUCGACGCCCUCCGAGCUGAGCAGGCCACCAUCGACGACUUUGUCGGCGAGCAGUCGGGCCCUUCCCUCGUCCGCGACAAGGUCGUCUUCACCAAGAACAAGACGACUCGCCUGCCGCGGUACCUCAAGACCGAGAUCCCGACCUCGGCGAGCUUCAACAAGAUCAAGUCGGACCUGCGCGGCCUCAAGCUCCACACGGUUUGCGAGGAGGCGAGGUGCCCCAACAUCGGUCAGUGCUGGGGAGGCGACAAGGGCGACGCGACGGCGACCAUCAUGCUCAUGGGCGACACGUGCACUCGCGGGUGCCGCUUCUGCGCGAUCAAGACGUCGCGUGCGCCUCCACCGCUCGACGUGCACGAGCCCGAGAACACGGCCGAGGCCAUCUCGCGGUGGGGCGUCGGCUACAUCGUCAUGACGAGCGUCGACCGUGACGACCUGGCUGACGGCGGCGCGGCCCACAUCGCCGAGACGAUCCGAAGGACCAAGACCAAGGCGCCGCACAUCCUGAUCGAGGCGCUCACGCCCGACUUUGCCGGCGACGCCGACGCGAUCCGGCUCGUCGCCCAGUCCGGGCUCGACGUGUUCGCGCACAACAUGGAGACGGUCGAGUCGCGCACGCCGUACGUGCGUGACCCGCGCGCCAAGUACCGCCAGAGCCUCGAGGUGCUGCGCGUCGCCAAGGCGGCAAAGGAUGGGCUCAUCACCAAGACGAGCCUCAUGCUCGGCGUCGGCGAGACGGACGAGGAGAUCCUCCAGACGCUCAAGGACCUGCGCGCCAACAACGUCGACGUCGUCACGUUCGGGCAGUACAUGCGCCCGACCAAGCGUCACAUGAAGGUUUCGUCGUACAUCACGCCAGACAAGUUCGACUACUGGGCCAAGCAGGCCGAGGACCUCGGGUUCCUGUACUGGGCGAGCGGCCCGCUCGUGCGGUCGUCGUUCAAGGCCAACGAGCUCCUCAAGAGCAGCGCGGGCAAGCGGCUGCUCAAGGGCUUGACGGGCAGGGACCGCGGCGUCGAGACGAUCACGAAGGAGGGCGAGCGGCGCCUCAUGGAGGGCGUGCGCAUGUAGACUAGCUCGGGCUCGGUUGUUCCUCUCUCCUCGUUCGUUCUGUGCAAGGAUGUAUCGCCCCGGCUUUCACUG
Rhodotorula graminis WP1 is the source of this 2670-nucleotide messenger RNA. RefSeq lists its product as uncharacterized. Gene Ontology annotation, cellular component: mitochondrion. Gene Ontology annotation, biological process: lipoate biosynthetic process. The record is from RefSeq and is a predicted model, not a curated record. The transcript is spliced from 12 exons. Bases 1 to 2598 code for a protein of 865 amino acids. NCBI's taxonomy places the organism in Eukaryota, Fungi, Basidiomycota, Microbotryomycetes, Sporidiobolales, Sporidiobolaceae. Gene Ontology annotation, molecular function: lipoate synthase activity; 4 iron, 4 sulfur cluster binding.